AUGGCUCUACUAUUCCUCUACUUUUCAGCACUUAUCUCCUUUAUCUUCUUAACCCUUAUAGUACAAAAAAUAGGAAGGAAACCCAAGAAAACUGAUGACACAACUUUUAAAAUACCCGAUGGUCCUAGAAAGCUACCUAUUAUAGGAAAUAUAUACAAUCUGUUAUCCUCUCAACCCCAUAGAAAAUUAAGAGACAUGGCCUUAAAAUAUGGACCCUUGAUGUAUCUUCAACUUGGAGAGGUUUCUACUAUUGUGAUUUCAUCCCCUGAGUGUGCUAAGGAAGUAAUGAAAACCCAUGACAUUAACUUUGCCACAAGGCCUAAAGUCCUAGCUAUUGAUAUAAUGUCUUACAAUUCAACAAAUAUAGCUUUUGCUCCUUAUGGCAAUUAUUGGAGGCAGCUAAGAAAAAUUUGCACAUUGGAGCUUUUAAGCCUAAAACGUGUCAACUCAUACCAGCCAAUUAGAGAAGAAGAGCUGUCCAAUCUUGUCAAAUGGAUUGAUUCACAUAAAGGAUCCUCCAUCAACCUCACUCAAGCAGUACUUUCAUCAAUUUAUACAAUUGCUUCAAGGGCUGCCUUUGGCAAGAAAUGCAAAGACCAAGAAAAAUUUAUAUCAGUGGUUAAAAAAACAUCAAAACUUGCUGCAGGUUUUGGCAUUGAAGAUUUGUUUCCUUCUGUUACUUGGCUUCAACAUGUCACUGGUGUGAGGCCUAAGAUUGAGAGGUUGCAUCAACAAGCUGAUCAGAUAAUGGAAAACAUCAUUAAUGAGCAUAAAGAGGCAAAGUCAAAAGCCAAAGGUAACCAAAGUGAAGCAGAAGAUCUUGUGGAUGUUCUCAUACAAUAUGAGGAUGGUAGCAAGCCGGAUUUUUCCUUAACUCGAAACAACAUCAAGGCCAUAAUUCUGGACAUUUUUGGUGCUGGAGGUGAGACAUCAGCAACAACCAUAGAUUGGGCAAUGGCUGAAAUGGUGAAGAAUUCAGGAGUAAUGAAGAAAGCACAAGCUGAGGUGAGAGAGGUAUUCAAUAUGAAGGGAAGGGUUGAUGAAAAUUGCAUCAAUGAACUCAAAUAUUUGAAACAAGUUGUCAAAGAGACCUUGAGGUUACACCCUCCAAUUCCUCUUUUGCUUCCAAGAGAAUGUGGUCAUACAUGUGAGAUACAAGGGUACAAAAUACCAGCCAAAAGCAAGGUCGUAAUCAAUGCUUGGGCAAUUGGAAGAGAUCCAAACUAUUGGACUGAACCAGAGAGGUUUUAUCCUGAGAGAUUCAUUGAUAGCACUAUUGAAUACAAAGGGAAUGAUUUUGAGUACAUUCCUUUUGGUGCUGGAAGAAGAAUAUGCCCGGGCAGCACGUUUGCUUCGAGAAUUAUUGAACUGGCUCUUGCAAUGUUGUUGUAUCACUUUGAUUGGAAGCUUCCAAGUGGAAUUAUAUGUGAAGAAUUGGACAUGAGUGAAGAGUUUGGAGUCGCAGUUAGAAGAAAAGAUGAUCUAUUCUUGGUUCCUUUUCCUUAUCAUCCUUUGCCUUUCAUAUGAACUUCACAAUGAGAAACUAAAACAUAUGGUGAUGCCUAUAAUAUUUACUGCAGAAUAAAGAUCUACUGUCAGUUGAAAUAAGAUUUUGUUCGGCGAUGUUUGGCUGUAAUAGAAAAUGAAAUUGUGUAACUAAUAAUGCAUAGUUAAAAAAACCUUUAUCCUCUUGUUAAUUAACUUUGAUUCCACAUCAGUUGCUCACAUUUUCUCAAGAA
Molecule: messenger RNA, 1739 nt
Organism: Glycine soja
Lineage: Eukaryota; Viridiplantae; Streptophyta; Magnoliopsida; Fabales; Fabaceae
Product: cytochrome P450 71D9-like
Exons: 2
Coding region: 1-1527 (508 amino acids)
Molecular function (GO): monooxygenase activity; heme binding; oxidoreductase activity, acting on paired donors, with incorporation or reduction of molecular oxygen
Source: RefSeq, a predicted model, not a curated record